Mizuhopecten yessoensis (Yesso scallop) is the source of this 1649-nucleotide messenger RNA. RefSeq names its product NXPE family member 3-like. The record is from RefSeq and is a predicted model, not a curated record. The coding region runs from base 1 to 1506 and encodes 501 amino acids. The transcript is spliced from 4 exons. Lineage: Eukaryota; Metazoa; Mollusca; Bivalvia; Pectinida; Pectinidae.
AUGAUAGGCUUCCUUAUAAACCUCAAACUAAGGAACAUUCUAGAUAGUUAUUCCGAAUAUCGUCAGAUACAACGUGUUGUUGAUUUUAAAAAUCUUUAUGAUCCUCGAUUUUGUGUGGUAGAACUAGACGUAGACAGGAAAACAAAGACAUUCACAGCAGGUACAGAACUCAGAGUGAGAGUACACCUCUAUAAUGGUUACAACCAGUCUCUGACUCAGGGAGGCGACUUGCUCAACAUCUGGCUGAGAAAUACGGACGGAAGUUCUUCUGUGGCUGGUUAUGUGGAUGAUCAUAUGAACGGGACCUACACAGGUCACGUGAUGGCGUUUUGGGCGGGAAAUAUAUGUGUGAAAGUGUCCGUCACCAACACAAAGGAGGGGAUCGGGUUAUAUACAAAUUACGUGAAUGUUCAUGGUUCUUAUAAGUUUAUAAAUGCGACAUUCUCGGAGAAGAAGAAAAGUGAAAUGACUCAAUGUGCGCCAACAACGUCUGAUUGGUUGAACAAAACAUACGGGGGAUUCUGUAAUCUAACGCACGAGAAUUAUAACAUCUCUUUAUUCUGUGGGAAGCCAAAAUCUGUUUCAUGUAGGAAUUGGGUAAAAUACGGCUGGGACGAUUCUUUGUAUUACGACGAAUACACAAGAAAAAUACUCAGGUAUAAGGACGUGAUAUUGAAGCAAAUCAACGUGACUAUUGUUCCAAGUUCCAAAGGUGAUCUAGUCUACCCACUGCCUGAUACUCCCUGCAACAGUCUGCCUCGAGUUUUAACAUGGCAAAGUACUGUACCGUCUGGCUUCCUCUACAGGGGAGUGUAUCACAACCUAAUAUGCCGCCCUACAAUAGACCGAAAUAGGGAUAAUUAUCGGACGUGUCUUAAAGAUAGACCUGUUAUUUCGAUCGGUGAUUCUACAACCAGACAGUGGUUCUUCCGUCUAUCGAAGUCCUUACAGAUUAAGUACUCGGAAGGUUUUACAAAUAAUAACGCAUGGCAAAAGUUUGCACAUGCGUACAACACCACACUGGGUUUGGACCUGGAAUGGCAACCACACGAGCUUCCCUUCCACGGGUCACCGGGGUCAGACAGAAAAAAUGUUAAAUCUGUAGCCUAUAGGCUAGACAUAAUCCCGGGUAACAGUACUGCCAUUGUAAUCAUCCACUGGUACGCCCACAUCGCCAGGUGCUGUGAUCACAUAGCUUUACGAGAGCACGUGCGCCAUGCAAAGGCGGCCAUCAUGAGGCUUCUUAUGAGAUCUCCGGAUGUUCAGGUUUUCAUUAAAGGUCCUCACCUCAUAACAUAUCCCAAGGAUCAUAAGCCAUAUGCCUACAUUGGUAUGUUCGUGGAACAGAUUUUAAUUGAAGAGUUCAAUGAUUUACUACACAGAAUUAUCUACCUUGAUCAGUGGGACAUGUCAGUGGCAACCGAAAACGUCAAUAUUCAUCCCGAUCCACAAUUGGACGAUACAUCACUGAACAAUCUUAUCAAUUUUGCAUGUAAAUUAUAUUGACGCUCGUUGAAUUCUUAAAAUCAAAUGGAUACCUUGAUACCGAAUGGACUCAUCAGUCAAGUAUUAUAUCUAUAAGCUUUAUUUUCAUCUCAUUAUAUGCGUCAAAUUCCUGUGAUAAUGUUAGGUAUAAUUAGAUUUUCAAU